This is a messenger RNA of Scatophagus argus, 1711 nucleotides long. It is a transcript of the gene plin2, whose product is annotated as perilipin 2. Bases 117 to 1463 code for a protein of 448 amino acids. NCBI's taxonomy places the organism in Eukaryota, Metazoa, Chordata, Actinopteri, Scatophagidae. The record is from RefSeq and is a predicted model, not a curated record. The transcript is spliced from 8 exons. Gene Ontology annotation, biological process: positive regulation of triglyceride storage; lipid storage. Gene Ontology annotation, cellular component: cytosol; lipid droplet.
CACAUCUCGCGAUAAUUUUGGAACAUAAAUACAACCGCUUUCGCUUCCCACGCACCGUCAGUCUGCUCGUUAGCAAGUGGGACGCACCCAAAACUAUCGGUUUUGUUUCAGAAGACAUGGCGGCAGCUGAAGUUAUCUCAAAUCAGAAUGUGGUGGAGAGAGUGACGAGCCUUCCUCUGGUGAGCUCCACCUAUGGCCUGGUGUCCAGCGUGUACUCCAACACUAAGGAAACCCACCCUUACAUCAGGAGUGUGUGUGAGGCUGCUGAACAAGGAGUGUGGAACAUCACCUCUGUGGUUUUCAUCACUGCUUCUCCCAUCAUUGGCAAGCUGGAGCCUCAGAUUGCCAUUGCCAAUGACCUAGCCUGUAAAGGUUUGGACAGGAUUGAAAAAACCUUGCCUAUUCUUCACCAGCCAUCUGAGCAGAUUGUUUCCAAUGCCAAAGAUGUGGUAACCACUGCUAAAGAUGUUGUGACAGGCACAGUGUCUGGUGCCAAGGACACGGUCUCAGACACUCUGACCAGUGCUGUGGAAAAGACUCGAGGUGUGGUGCAGGAUGGGAUGGAGAAGACCAGGGCUGUUGUCAGCGGGAGUGUCAGCACAGUGCUGGAGAGCAGAGUGGCCCGGCUGGUCAGCAGCGGAGUGGACACGGCCCUGAGCACCUCAGAGAGUCUGGUGGAGCAGUACCUGCCUCUGACAGAGGACGAAGUGGAGCUCGAGGCAAAAACUGUGAGAGGCUUUGACAAAAAGGAGCGGAGCUACUAUGUCCGCUUGGGUUCACUGUCCACCAAGCUGAGAAAGCGGGCGUACACCAGUGCCCUGGCUAAAAUCCAAGACACCAAGCAGCGAAGCAAGGAAUUCAUCUCUGAACUCAACUCAACUGUUGACCUGAUUGAAUAUGGCAGAAAGAAUAUUGACGGUGCAAACAAGAUGGUGAAUGACAAGCUUAGCUCCCUGGUGGUGUGGAAGUCCAAUAGUUCAAAUCAGGAGAAUGGUCAUGAGGCAGAGGUAAUUGAGUCUCGCACCUUGACUCUGGCACGUUCCCUCACCCAGCAGCUCCAGACCACCUGCCUCGUCCUCGUCUCCAGCCUGCAGGGCCUCCCACACCACAUCCAGCAGGAGGCACUCUCCCUCAGCCACUCUGCCACACAAAUCUACCACAACUUCAGCAAGGCCAACAGGCUGAGAGACCUGCCAGACAGUGUGCUGACCAGCAGCAAAGUCCACCUUGGCAGAAUGAAAGAUUCCCUAGACAACGUGUUGGAUUAUCUGGUCAACAACACGCCGCUCAACUGGCUGGUCGGUCCCUUCUACCCCCGGAUGGACCCGGAGGCGAAUCGCACACAGCGCUCUGCUGCCAGCAGCUCACAAGCUACAUCCUCCAGCUCUCCCUGCAGCCAGCAACAUCAGGAGGAGCCCAAAGAAAUCGAGAUGGAGUCGCUCCAUUCCCAGCAGCAGCAAUGAUCCUUUACAUUUUAAUGUUCUGAAUUUUAACUAAUAUAUUCUGUUUCGCAGGCAAAGAUUUGACUUUUAACAAGGCUGAAUUCAUUUGGAUGUAAAACCAAUGUAGUUCACUUUUGAGCAAUUCUUGCUGUAAUCACAUAACCUAAAAUGUGAUACUUGCCAAUUCUUUGACCAAUUUUCUAAUUGUCACAUUUAGUGGCAACAUUGAAUCCUGUGCUUAUUUCUAUAUAAACUUCAGUGGAAUCAGA